Molecule: messenger RNA, 1219 nt
Organism: Anoplopoma fimbria (sablefish)
Lineage: Eukaryota; Metazoa; Chordata; Actinopteri; Perciformes; Anoplopomatidae
Product: carcinoembryonic antigen-related cell adhesion molecule 20-like
Exons: 4
Coding region: 5-697 (230 amino acids)
Source: RefSeq, a predicted model, not a curated record
CUGCAUGGCCUUCAAUAAUGUGACGGGAAAGACCAUCACAAAAUCCAAGAUGCUCACAGUCAUUGAGGCAAUAGAGUCUGUGAUCAGAAACAACACAGUUCCAAUAAACUCUGAAAACUUCACUCUCACCUGUGACGUCACUGGGCCCUAUGACACGAUCUACUGGAUGAAGGACAACAUGCACCUCAACAUGACCCACUCUGUCGCAGACCCUCACAUGUCCUACCACGUUGUAAACAACACGCUACAUUUCACUCCGGUGACCUUGCACAAUGACGGGACAUAUCAGUGUGUGGCUACCAAUCAGGCUGGUCCACAUGGAAGCCCCAAAUAUAUGCUCCUGGUGAACUAUGGCCCUCUGAGUGUCAAUAUCUCCGUUCCAGAUUCAGCAAAACUUGACCACUUCGUGUCCCUGACAUGCUCUGCUGAUUCUCGGCCAGAUUGCAACUUCUACUGGUUCUUAAACAAUAAGACAUCAGCGGCUCUAAAGACGGGCUCUGUCAUCACUUUCCUUGCGACGAAAGAGAAUGAGGGAAAAUACACAUGUAAGGCGACGAACCCUGUGACCAAUAUCACAAAGUACCAGACCAAAGCCUUUACUGUCACUGCUCACGCCUCCGCCCUCCGCUCUUCAUCCAAAGGUGGUUUGAUAAUGUUGGGUAUGUUUGCUUUGACUGUCUCUGUGCUGUUCAACUGAGUUCUCUGCCCUGAGAAAUACAUUCAGACUGAAAGGCAUCUUAGUCCCACUACAGUCUUACAAUUUUUUACUGUUUAAUCAAUGAUCAGAUGCCACUUUAUCAGUUCUUGUGGGUUUGUGCUGAAAAGACAAAUAAAAAUUCAAAAGAAUGACAGACUUCAAUUCAAGUUUCAGUUUGUUGUUUGAUAUAUAUUUCCUUUUGUCAAAUUUAUUUUCAUAAACAUACCAUCUUAUUGUUUUGCCUUUUUGGGGGUUUUAUUUAAAAUGUUUGUAUUGUUAUUAAGUAAAAAUAUUUCUAUUAGUGUUAUUGUGAUGGUCGUUGUUUAUUAAAAAUAAUUAUAUACAUUUGCAUAGUUUAAAAGGUGUAUUCCUCUAAAAUAACUGCGUACUCUUUUGGUACAAACUGCAAUUCUUCACUCUAACACCAGCAGCUUUUUUUGUUAUGUGUAAUAAUAUUAAAACUGUAAGUAAAUGUUAUCAUUCUUUAAUUCUUGGUAUUUAUUUCUUAAUCAAUAAAUAAUC